Molecule: messenger RNA, 4181 nt
Organism: Schistocerca cancellata (South American locust)
Lineage: Eukaryota; Metazoa; Arthropoda; Insecta; Orthoptera; Acrididae
Gene: pnt
Product: ETS-like protein pointed
Exons: 12
Coding region: 188-2011 (607 amino acids)
Biological process (GO): cell differentiation; regulation of transcription by RNA polymerase II
Cellular component (GO): nucleus
Molecular function (GO): sequence-specific DNA binding; DNA-binding transcription factor activity, RNA polymerase II-specific
Source: RefSeq, a predicted model, not a curated record
UGCGCUCGGCAGCCAUAAUCUUUGCGUUUUAUGUUGUGAUCAGUACUACAGAGCAGUGUGUGUGAGUGUGUGUGCGUGCGCGAGCGUGACGUACAAAGGUGGCUGUCAUUAGCUGUGAGGACGCGUAAACCUAGAACAGUUCGAGCGACUUGCUGUGUUUGCUACUGAAAGAGGUGGGAGGCCGGAUAUGGAGCUGGAGUCGUUGUACGGGGACUUCGCCAUGGAUGAAGAACAGGACUUCUACGCGUCCUCCAGCCCGCUCAAGAGCGCAUCAGCCGUGAAACGCGAACCCGUGCCCCUGGUGGUGAAGCAGGAGCGCGUCGAUGGCGGAGACUCCUGUGUACCCGGCUCCGGCCCCAAUUCGUGCUCCAUGCAGAAGGUGCCUUCGCUGUCUGACCUCAGCGACCCCGAGAGCUCGCUUGGGGAGAACUCGCGGCGUGGCCCCUACCAAAGCGGUGGCGUGCAACAAUUAAAAGACAUGCCGACUCAAGUGCCCCCCUUGACGCCGGGCACGAACAAGAAGAUGACGGAGGCGCUCAAGGCGUCCUUCGCGUCCUGGGAGAAGGAGCAACUGCGCCUCAGCAUCGUCAAAGACCCGAGGCAAUGGUCGGAGGCGCAGGUGGCUCACUGGUUGUCGUGGGCCAUCCGCGAGUUCUCGCUGGAGGGCGUCACCAUGCAGCACCUGCACAUGCGCGGCAAGGACAUCUGCAACAUGGGCAAGGAGGCCUUCCUCGCCAGAACGCCGCCCUUCAUGGGCGACAUCCUCUGGGAGCACCUCGAGAUCCUCCAGAAAGAGGUGGAGAAGGAGCGGUCGCUGGGCACGGCGCCGGCCGGCCUGUACGAGUCGGUGUGCGUGCCGGACCUGAGCGAGUACCUGGGCAACGCCGUCGCGGGCGGCGCGUACGGCGCCAACACCCCGCACGGCCAGCAGGCGGCCUUCCUGCACGACGGCGGGUACAGCCACCUGAGGUCGCCGGCGGUGCCGCCGCGCGACGCCGACUGCGGCCGCGACGAACCGACGCCGCCGCCCGCCUUCAUACACCUCCGCCCGCCCGCCGGAUACCACAUCAAAGACGGCGGCGCAUUCGGUCCUCUGGAGCCGACGCUGGGGCAGGCGCAGGCGCAGGCGGCGGCGCUGGGCAGCGCCGACGACGGGUUCGGCGCCCCGCAGCAGCCUCCGCCCCCGCAGGCGUCGCAGCAGCCGCCCCCCUCGUCGCAGCCGCCCCCGCAGGGCCAGCAGCCGCCGUCCGGUCCCGCGCACUUCGAUCACGACCAGGACUACCACUCGCUGGACGCCCACCAACCACCGCCCUACCUCGAGUCUUCCCCGGAGUUCUACUCUGCUGCGCCUCCGCUCUUCGACAAGUACCAGCAGUACGUCAAGAACUUCAGCCGCGCUCGCUACGGCGGCCACCACGACGGGUAUGCCGACGCGUACGGGUCGCCGUACGACGCUUUCCAGACGGUGCCGACGAGCGGCGACCACUGGGGCGGCGGGGGAGGCCCUGGCGGCGAGCACGCCGCCUUCCUGCAGCACGCCCACGCACACGCGCACCACGCGGCCGCGGCGCGCGGCCCGCAGGACCUGGCGCACAGCGCGCCAGACACCAAGCCCGUGCUCCAGCCCUCCAUGCUCGCCGGAUACUCAGGUGGAGGCCCUUGUUUCACUGGCUCAGGUCCAAUCCAGUUGUGGCAAUUCUUACUGGAGCUGCUUACUGACAAAUCGUGUCAAACAUUUAUCUCAUGGACCGGAGACGGUUGGGAGUUCAAGCUGACAGAUCCUGAUGAAGUUGCUCGUCGCUGGGGCAUUCGCAAAAAUAAGCCCAAAAUGAAUUACGAGAAGCUGAGCCGAGGCCUGCGUUACUACUAUGACAAGAACAUCAUACACAAGACAGCAGGAAAGCGCUACGUGUAUCGCUUUGUGUGUGAUUUACAGUCUCUUCUUGGAUGCUCUCCUGAGGAAGUCCAUGCUGCUGUAGAGUUGAAGCCAGAGAAAAAGGAUGAUGACUGAACAUUUGGAAAGGAUAUACAGAGUCAAUUUGAAGGUUGCUGGUGUAGCAGUAAAUUAGGGAGCAAAGAAGUGUACAUAUCCAAUCAAUCAGUAAUUUAAAAUAAUUGUGUCAGUCAUAGUAUUUGCUAUGUCUGUCCUGAAGGUGUCUCGUUUUAAGAGAUACCGAACUCCGGCUUGUUCUUUAAAUUUCUCCGAGGAUAUGUACAAUGGGAAUUAUCAAUGCUUGUGUUGACUACGCUCUCUCCUGACAACACGUAAUGAAUCAUGUGGCACAGAUACCAGAGGUAUACUGCGAGUGAACUAAUCGUAUGUAAGUUGUUCGAACUGCUGUUGUGUUGUUAGGUAAGAAGAAUUACACAGUUUGUUAUUAAAUGUUUCUAAUUAAGUGGUCACAAAUAAUUGUGAGUGUUUCAGUUUUAUCAAUAAGUGCCUUGUAAAUAUUCAAUAAACAGUUUUUACUCCCCUGAUGCGGGAUGCUAACAGAUUUUUCUUGUGAUUUUACGCGAUGAUAAAUAUUGUGGUAUCAACUUUUUUAAUUGUAAGUUGUAAUUUUUCAUUAAUAGAGGAAAUGUAAUAUAUUGUUAUGCACACUGUAACUGUUAUGAUUGUGCAAAUAGGAAAAAUGUAAAUUCAGCAAUUUUUUAGCUGAUAUGGAGUGAUGACUCCCAAGGUGCAACACAUUAAGUCUGAUGGCACAGCUAAAAAACAGCUGUUUUGCCUACACUAUUUUCGUAACUUUUACCUGUUGCAUACUUCUUUAAGUAAUAUAUGGAUGAAUUGCUUUUAGAAGAAAAAUGAAAAUGUUGACGUCUUGUGUAUGAUGUUUUUACAAGUGAUCAUUAUACCAAAUACAGAUUCCAUUUAGGCUAAUGUUGCACUGUCAAAUUUGUAUGCUAUUAUGAGCAUAUCUUUUUAGAUGUACCCUGUGAUCUAGUAGCUAUCGUCAUCAACCAGGAUGGUGCUACUGUUCUUUUAUGCUGAAGUAUAGCAAAAUCACAAAAACAAAUCAUUCAGUUUAUAUCUUGUAUUAGUAAUAGAACGUUCAUUCUCUUAGUUUUCCAAACAUGGCAGAUAUAGUGAUCUAUCUUUGAUAUCAAAAUUUUUCUAAACUGCAUGGUACUAUGUAAUUUAAUUAUGCAAUUUCUCUGAUUAUCAGUUCACUCAUGUAUACAUAACAUUAUGAAAAACAUCUUUGUGAAAUUAUUUUCUCCAGAAAUAAUACUAUAAAACUGUUUUGCUAGCAAAAGUAUUUAUGAAUUCAGACUUACUUUAGAAGGAUUCUCAUUGAGGACUGGACUUUUAUUCUGCCUUUAUGAAAUGCCCAUUAAGCAAAGUAUUUACUUUUUUUUUUGUGGAUAUUCUUCAAAAGGUGAUGCAAAUUUUCCUAUGCUGUAUGUGUUGUUAACAUAUGUGACCCUCUAUAUUAUCACCAUUAAAAAAAUGCUGAUGAUUUUUUGGAAAUGCCAGGUGAUGAAAAUUCAUUCACUUGCCUGUCAUGUCUGAAGGGGGUUCAAAAGUAAUACAGUUUCAACUAAAUUUGUGUCAUUUCUGCUAAAUAUAUACCUUAAAGUAUAGAAGGCAAAGCAUCAGUUUUGUAUUCAUUUAGAAAUUCACUUCUGUAUGUUAAGAUGUUACUUACACGCAAAAGAAUAUAGGUAUGUAAUGUCAGUACAGAAACUGUCUAGGAGAAAAAUACUUUCGACAUAUGAAUAUUUUUAAUAUCAUAUGAUUGCAUUUUCCUCAAUGAAAAUCUUAUUUUUAUUGUUGCAUGCACAAGAGGCCAAGUAUUAUCAUAAAAUUUAAAUUAUUAACCCACCUAUUCCAGCCAAGAAUGGAAAAAUAUCCUCUGUACUAUUAGAGCUAAAUCAGUAUUUGGUUUUUUUGUGAUUUUAUAUAAAUGAAGACAAACUAUGCGCAGAAGUCAUAGUUGCUGCCUCAAUUCUUUUUUUACACCAAAGUAAUGAAAAAUAUAUAUUGGUAAAUUCAAAUUAUAAAUAUUAUCUGAAUGUUUGAGAGAAUGACUGUGCUUGAUUGAAAGGUUAGAGUAAAGCUAUUUGGGACAGCAUUGUAAAUUUCUAUAUAUGAUGGUUAGAAAUAAAUUAUAUUCAUUUAAAAAAGCUCUGUACUUACAAACUGAAGAGCAAAAUAAAGUUGUUUCUGCAGCUAAAAA